AUGACCGUGCAGCGCCCGUCGUGGCCGCCGCUGUACUUCCCGCACUUCCACGGCAGCGAGCCCGUGCCGCGGCCGGCCGGCGGGGCGUGGGCGCCGCUGGCCGCGCUGUGCUGGCCGUGGCAGCCGCUGCCGGCCGCGGCCGGGCCGCCCCGUUACGCCGCGCUGCCCGCGGCCGUGGUGCCGGAGCCGCCGCGCCUGUGCUGCCCGCCGGGAGCGCCGCGGGCCGGGGAGCUGGGGCGGCGGCCCCCGGGGCUGGCCCAGCUGCAGCUGCAGGAGGAGAUGUGCGAGCUGGGCAUCCGCCUUAAGGAGCUGGAGCUGGCGGCGCUCAUCGGCGACGGCUUCGACGCCAGGCAGUAUAAAAUUCUGAAGGCACUGGAAGAAAAGAAGAUACAAAGCAUGAAAGCAAUGCAGAACCUGAAGUAA
This is a messenger RNA of Sturnus vulgaris (Common starling), 423 nucleotides long. It is a transcript of the gene C18H11orf91, whose product is annotated as chromosome 18 C11orf91 homolog. The record is from RefSeq and is a predicted model, not a curated record. Lineage: Eukaryota; Metazoa; Chordata; Aves; Passeriformes; Sturnidae.